Molecule: messenger RNA, 939 nt
Organism: Sitophilus oryzae (rice weevil)
Lineage: Eukaryota; Metazoa; Arthropoda; Insecta; Coleoptera; Curculionidae
Product: circumsporozoite protein-like
Exons: 2
Coding region: 1-939 (312 amino acids)
Source: RefSeq, a predicted model, not a curated record
AUGUACAAAAAGGGGGAAGUAUGCGAGGAAGUACGGGAAGUAUGGAAGAAGUUGGUGAAGUAUAGAGGAAGUUUCGAGGAAAUGCGAGGAAGUACGGGGAAGUACGAGGAAAUAUCGGGGAAAACGGCCGGAACGCACAGAACGGCCGGACCGGACAGAACGGACAGAACGGACAGAACGGCCGGAACGGACAGAACGGACAGAACGGCCGGAACGGACGGAUCGGACAGAACGGACGGAUCGGACAGAACGGACGGAUCGGACAGAACGGGCAGAACGGACAGAUCGGACAGAACGGCCGGAACGGACAGAACGGACGGAACGGCCGGAACAGUCGGAACGGUCGGAACGGUCGGAACGGUCGGAACGGCCGGAACGGACAGAACGGACGGAUCGGACAGAACGGCCGGAACGGACAGAACGGACGGAUCGGACAGAACGGCCGGAACGGACAGAACGGCCGGAACGGACAGAACGGCCGGAACGGACAGAACGGACGGAUCGGACAGAACGGACGGAACGGUCGGAACGGACAGAACGGCCGGAACGGACAGAACGGCCGGAUCGGACGGAACGGCCGGAACGGACGGAACGGCCGGAACGGACAGAACGGCCGGAACGGACAGAACGGACAGAACGGACGGAUCGGACAGAACGGACGGAUCGGACAGAACGGGCAGAACGGACGGAUCGGACAGAACGGCCGGAACGGACAGAACGGACGGAACGGACGUAUCGGACGGAUCGGACGGAUCGGACAGAACGGCCGGAACGGACAGACCGGACGGAACGGCCGGAUCGGACGGAACGGUCGGAACGGAGAGAACGGACAGAACGGCCGAAUCGGACAGAACGGCCGGAACUGCCGGAACGGACAAAACGGCCGGAACGGACAGAACGGCCGGAACAGACGGAUCGGACGGAACAACAAUGGCUUAG